AUGGCCAAGCCCGUUUUCGUCCUCCUUCACGGUGCGUGGCACGGUCCAAGCUGCUGGCACCGUGUCAUCGCCGAGCUUGAACAGGCCGGCUACAAGGCUGUUGCUCCCGCAUUACCUUCUUCGGGUUCCACGCCACCUACACCCGACUGGUCCAAGGAUGUAGAGAUAAUCCAUCAGACUGUUUCGGACCUCGUAAAGCGGCAGGAUGUUGUUGUGGUCACACACAGCUUCAGCGGAAUGACUGGCGGCACAGCGUUGGAGGGUCUGGACAAGGAUACUUGCAUGUCCAGAGGGCUGAAGGGGGGUGUGAUCAGACUCAUCUACAUUACAGCCUUUCUUGUUCCGGAAGGGUUCCAACACUCGCCUGAAGGAACGCGAGACAACAUGAUCCCCGAGAUGAUUACCAGUCUGGACUCAGGCAUCGUUACGGUCAAGCCAGAGGAUGUGAAAGGCAUGUUCUAUCAGGAUUUAGACGACGACACAGUUGCCGAGCUGGCAAAGGAACUGCGCCCGCAAAGCUUUGGUGCCUUCUGGAGUAUUACUACUCACGCCGCUUGGCGCCAUGUCCCGACGACCUACAUCCUUACCACUGGCGACAGGCCGACCACCGUUGUUGCGGCACAGUACCUCGUUGACUCGGCAAAAGCAAGUGGCCAACAUAGGAUUGACAAUGUCAUCAAAGUCGACACCGGCCAUUCGCCCUUCAUCAGCCGACCCGAGUGGACUGCAAAAACAUUGAUUGAAGAGGCUAAUAGGUCACCUCAGCUGGAGUAA
Molecule: messenger RNA, 774 nt
Organism: Podospora anserina S mat+
Lineage: Eukaryota; Fungi; Ascomycota; Sordariomycetes; Sordariales; Podosporaceae
Exons: 1
Coding region: 1-774 (257 amino acids)
Source: RefSeq, a predicted model, not a curated record